UGGUACGAAUUGCCUUGUUAGUUCAAGGAAAACCAGAGGGUGGGUCUAGAUGACCCUGGAUCCUCGGCAUCGAGAUAUUGACGAACGGUUCUAUCCUAGAGUCCGCAAAUCUCAGAAGAAGGCAACUCGUGGCCCUCGCGAGAUUCCGUCCGAGGCGCGUUCGCUCACUAUCCAUGAUAAUCCUAGUACCAUGACUCGCGCGGCCUCCCAACAGCCCUCGACACCUCUCGAAAACCGCUCGAGUUAUGAGCGCGAUGAUCUCGAAGAAGAGAGAAACGGGUUUGAAAUCGCUGCUGCUGCACUGGGACAACCGGGAUCAAAUGGCGGAGUUCGUUUCUAUACGGACAGGUUUCACAUCUACAUUGGAUGCGUGCUCGUCGGAAACAACACUUCCACGUCACUUGCUUUUACCGUCGAGGGCGCGGGAAUACCUAGCAGAAGAAGAUCGAGAAUAUCUGCGGAUGAAGGGCGUUUUCACUUUACCUGGGAAUGAUGCCUGCUCGGAACUUCUUCGAUGCUACAUCUCCCACGUCCACCCGGUCAUGCCGAUUAUUGAAAUUGACCAAGUCUUAGAUUACUAUCACUCUGGACGUCUACGAGAAUAUAAUAUCCUUCUCUUAUGGAGUGUGUUUUUUGCUGCAGUCAACUUCGUUCCACAGUCCAUCUAUGAGAAAGAAGGAUACAAAUCGCGCAAGGAGAUGAAAAGCGCUCUGUAUUCUCGAGCUAAGUGCAUGUACAACAAUGGUGGGGAGCGAGAGAAAAUUAUCCUCCUGCAAUCCUCGCUUCUCUUGGGAUUCUGGCAUUCCGAGCUCGACGAGCACAUGCAGCCCUGGUACUGGACCGGCAUCGCAAUUACACUAUGCCAAGUCCUUGGAUUACAUCGGAACCCUGACGGUUCAAGGUAUAAUUCGUCCGUCACAGAUCGACAGCGAAUGUUAUGGCGACGUCUAUGGUGGAGUUGCUUUUUCCGAGACCGAUGGCUUGGUCUCACUUUUGGAAGACCAUUUCGAAUCAACAUACAGGAUUGCGACACCCCCUGGCCGCUGGCUUCUGAUUUGAUGUAUGACGUUGAGGCUACCGCCGAAUUCCUCUAUGCAGCUUUUGUGCCCAGUGAAAUGCCGCGGCUGGCCCGGUACUGGGUGACACUGGUCGAGCUAAGCAAGCUACUAGGUGACUGUAUUAUCAUGAACUACCAAAUCCAGAGGCCCAAACCAUCCGUCGACGACGUUGAGGCUCUGGAGCAAAGGCUGCUUCAGUGCGAACUGCCUGAUCAAUAUGAAAAGGGCUUGACUCGACUGGCAACAUUCUACUGCUGCCACGUUCAUUUGCACUACCAGGCACUAUUGAUGACCUUCUAUCGGCCCUUCUCGGCAGAGAUACCCCACAUUGUCCCAUCCAACGACCAGGAGGACUGGUGUCUCCGAAUGCGACGCAAAACCGACGCAGCGGCUUCGCAGACCAAUGCGAUUCUCGAGACGCUGGCUCAAAUUAAACUGCUCGGCUUUGCGGGGCCCAUGACACCUCCGCUCUUAGUCCCUGCAAUGCAGACGCAUCUAUACUUCUGCCGAUCUGCAGACCCGCUCUCGCGGACCUUCAGACUGAAUAAGAUCGACACGUUGAUGCUCGUCAUGGAGGAGCUUCAAAAAACCUACACGGCAGCUUCUGUCUACCGGGGAAUCUUCAUGAAAGCCAUACAACAAAUUUUUCCCGAUUACCGGCCGAGCACAUUGCUCUCAGCUCAUGCUGCUAGUCCCGGUCUGACGAGUACGGAUCCACCGGGCUCUGCCAAUGCAGAGCCUGUUGCUGGCCAUAUAGGCGAAGCCACUGACCAAGGGAUGGAAACAUCCUUCAAUGAUGAGUUUGUGGAUGCCCUCAUGGACCAGGCUUCACUUUUCAAUCUUUGGGAGUACUGGAAUGGCGUUUAGUCUCUUUCUAAAUGGAUUCAGCGUCAGGUGUUCAUGCUCGGUGGCAGAUACCCUGGGAGUAAUACAAUUGAAUAGUCCGCAAGCCAAUGCCUUCUUUUUGCGACGUCUCGAGUGGGUCCCACCUACUCGUUCCGAGUCGCGAGUUGGCACCGCGUCUUUUUCUCUAUAAGAUCCUCACUUAUAGAUGCCAAACUGCAUGGAGUAUGAAUUUUUACGCAGUAGGAUC
Aspergillus campestris IBT 28561 is the source of this 2151-nucleotide messenger RNA. Its product is annotated as fungal specific transcription factor domain-containing protein. NCBI's taxonomy places the organism in Eukaryota, Fungi, Ascomycota, Eurotiomycetes, Eurotiales, Aspergillaceae. Gene Ontology annotation, biological process: DNA-templated transcription. The record is from RefSeq and is a predicted model, not a curated record. The transcript is spliced from 6 exons. Gene Ontology annotation, molecular function: DNA binding; zinc ion binding. Bases 246 to 1925 code for a protein of 559 amino acids.